Eimeria tenella is the source of this 341-nucleotide messenger RNA. RefSeq lists its product as uncharacterized. The transcript has 2 exons. The annotation marks the transcript as partial. The record is from RefSeq and is a predicted model, not a curated record. NCBI's taxonomy places the organism in Eukaryota, Apicomplexa, Conoidasida, Eucoccidiorida, Eimeriidae.
AUUUUGAACACCCUGAAGGCCUGCGACUACGAGUGGCACCUCCUUUCCCAGUACAAGCUUCGCUGCCGGCCGCUGAGGCCGACUCCGGAGACUUCUCCAGAGGCCCCUUCCAGCAGCAGCAGCAGCAGCAGCAGCUGCAGCAGCAGCAGCAGCAGCAAGACCAAUGUGGAGUUCGCCUGCGACAGCGAAGACAUCAUUCUGGCCAUUCAGCUUUACAAAGUUGGCAGCUGCAGAUACGUCAUUGACGUGCAGCUCUUCGAGGGAAACGCCAUGGUUUGCAUAUCUGAGGCGCUGUGGAUAACAUCAGCAAUUUAUUCUGCGCUGACGCAGCUGCAGCGGCA